This is a messenger RNA of Plasmodium inui San Antonio 1, 1551 nucleotides long. RefSeq lists its product as hypothetical. Lineage: Eukaryota; Apicomplexa; Aconoidasida; Haemosporida; Plasmodiidae. The record is from RefSeq and is a predicted model, not a curated record. The coding region runs from base 1 to 1551 and encodes 516 amino acids. The transcript has a single exon.
AUGACGAAUGCCUUAAAUGUGGGGUGGAGCUUAGAUGAUUGGGGAAAGCCUCACCCUUCUUGGGGAUAUCCGAACACAACAAGUGGCAAAUGUACAAAGGGGAACCGUGUACCAUAUUGUUAUCCCUCGUUACCGAAAAAAGGUAACUCGAGAUGGGAAGGGCUCGAUGAAUGGUUAAAUAGAGUGUUAAUAGAGUCAAAAUCGAACCUAUGGGGCUCCCAAUUCAACCCCAGUAUAAGCUCAGGGCUUAAGGAUAAUGACAAGAAAGAAUUAACAUGGGGUCAACUAAUGGAUAAGCUCAUUGAGAAAAUACAGGCAAACCAACUAGGGACCACUCCUGAUCAGCACAAAAACAGGAUAUGGACAGGCGGAGAGUGGUAUACAGUAUUAAAUGGAAAUACAAUUUCAGAUGGAGGCUGGCCUGACACUGAGGGUGGCAAGAAUCUUCUCAUAGUAAUAGUUUGUAUUUUUACUGGAUUAAUCGAUUCAGUGAGUGAAAUCAAAAGCAAAUAUCCAGGAAGAGAGGACCUGUGCAGCAGUGUCGACAAUGGAUUACUGAAUACUCGAAACAAGUGGAAGAGUUGGUUUGGUACAAGCGGACCUAGCCCAGGGACCGUAACCUCAGAAUGCCAGAAGGGAAAUAUAGCAAAGAAAUGUGAGGAUGCCGCUAUGAGUUUAAUCCUCACCGUAUAUACAGGCAUGAGCCUAUUAUGUCCCGAAUGCGGGCCCUAUUAUAUCGACAGAUGGGUUACUGAUCCUCACAGUGAGAAUCCUGUGUCAAACUGGUACUAUUGUGGAGUAGAAGAUAACAAACUACAAUGUGAUAAGAAAGGAAGAAAGGAUGAGGGAUCCCGUAAUUUAUGGAUGAGCCCCAGGAAGGAAUUGGGUUCCAAAUGUCCGCCUCAUUGUACAAAACACCUAGGAGCGUCAAUAUCCGGAGAAAGCCAAACAACUAAACUAAAAGAAGAAGCGAAACCCCCCAAAGGCUUCCCGGAGAGCAGGCAACAGUCACAAGCCCAAAAGGAAGGUACGCCGUUGAAAGAUCCUCCGGGACCAGGAGACUUGGGAAGAGCUAACCGCGUAUCCGCUGUCUCAACUACCCACGCAGGCAACAGUUAUACAAGUCGAAUGAGUGACAACCAAGCCCGGUCACCGUCCACCCCCAAUAACGCACAGUUAACCCAAAAGGGCGAACAACACUCAGGAAAGCCGCAAGUGGAGGGGAAGAAGCCAGAGGAAACUCCAAAGCAAAGUUUCUCCCCCUUAGGGGGAGGAAGCGACCAGGCAGUCACGGAGGUCUCUGCAGUGCCGGGAACAGAGACAAAGUCAGGGCAAGAGGGGGCUGGACUAUACAGCAUUAUAGGUGGUAUACUUGGCGUUCUAUUCUUGGGGCUCGCGGGGGCCUAUGGGGUAUUUAGGAUUUGGGGCCCGCGAAGGAAACGGGGCAAGAAAAAAAGGGCCUUAAGGGGGGGAGACACAAUGAGUUAUGGUUUCCACGGCGGCUCAGGGGGCGACGGGAUCAAUAUUUCAGUCCUUCCUUUUCCGGCGUAG